Messenger RNA from Ornithodoros turicata, 2435 nucleotides. Its product is annotated as endothelin-converting enzyme 1-like. The record is from RefSeq and is a predicted model, not a curated record. Lineage: Eukaryota; Metazoa; Arthropoda; Arachnida; Ixodida; Argasidae. The transcript has 2 exons. Gene Ontology annotation, cellular component: plasma membrane. Bases 190 to 2364 code for a protein of 724 amino acids. Gene Ontology annotation, biological process: protein processing. Gene Ontology annotation, molecular function: metalloendopeptidase activity.
GUGCUGAGAAAAUCCCCUGCUCAAGUCCCCCGAAUCAAGAAAGAACAUAACGACUUGAACGGAGGAAGAUGCCUACCUCCUUUUGGGGAUCACGGCCAGUAUCUGUGUGGAAGAAGAAGAGGCAGCAGAAAAAUAGAAAAUCAGAUUAUUUGAAGAAGAAGAAGAAAAGGGUUAUUGGUCAUCAGCAUCAUGCCCCCGGCGGACCCACUGUCUGCGCGAAUUGUUCCAUCUUCAAAACACAGGAAGGGCAAUGUUUACUUGACCACAGUUUGCCUUUCUUCUGUGGUUUUCGCUGCAGUUUUCUUCAGCCUCCCCACAUUAGUAUCCAUUGGCUUCCCCGGCUGCAAACGACCCGACUGCUUCGACGUAAUUGGCGAAAUGGCAGCUUCUAUCAAUCCUUCUGUCGACCCCUGUGACAACUUCUACAAUUUUGUGUGCUCUCGCUGGCGCAACUAUUAUCCAGAGGAUGCCCACAACCUGGCGCUACUCCGCAGGCGAAUUCAACGAUCUUUGUUCGAGACAUUGACCAACCACAAAGCCUCACCAUCGAUGGAUGCCGUAGACAUUGCAUCCGCCGCUUUCCAGUCCUGUACGCACACAGCCCUGAAAGACGACGGAUUUGGAACCGAAAUCCUACGUCAGUUUCUUGACCGUAUUGGCAUUCCGUGGCCUUCCCCCCCUCGUUCCUUCAAGACGUCACUUCUGGAGUUCCUGGUCAUGCUGUCACUUGAAUGGAAUAUUCCAGUAUUCUUUGACCUAGGCAUCGUUCCAAACUUCAAAACCAACCGGGGGGCAAUCUUGCACCUUGCCGGAAGCACGGUGCUCGAAGAAUGGAUAAUAAAUCGGUACAGCCUCGGCGGCGUCCACGGCGUCGGAGUGUACAUUAAGGGACUCGCGCAGGCUCUCGGAGACCCCCGCGUCGAUUAUCGACCUAUGGCAGAGAAGCUGGCACUGGUCGACAUGGACGUCCUCGCUACGGCGUUUCAAAGCAAGGUCUCCGGCACGGGAUACCCUGCGUACGUCAAGUACAGCCGUCUCCAUAACCUAACAGGACCGGUCGUUCCAUCGUACGAGUGGAUUCGAGCCAUCAACAAGCAUCUUCCCGAGGCGCACCCUGUCACUCCAGAGGACUCCAUCUUUGUUUCAAACGGCCGUCUCUUUUCGAGGGUCGAAUCUCUCCUCUCGAAGUACGUGGCGCCGGAACGUACAUCCGUUCUCCUCAUGUACGUCGCCUUCCAUGUUGCGCGUCAGCUGGCGCCGUACGCCUCGUUCCAUCUGGCAUCCCUUUCCAACGUGCGAGGGCCUACCUUCCAGAAGAAGGCUAAACAAUAUGAAGAAUUUUUGAAUAGGUGCUACUCUUCGGUCUUGGAACACCUGGGCCAUGCUGUGGCGUGGCUCUUCAUCGAGAAAUGGGUGUCUGAAGACACUCGACGAAAGGUCGCCGGCCUCGUAGACUCCAUCCGCAAUGUUUCCCAGCAUUCUUUCAAGGAUGUUGACUGGAUGGAUGAACAGACGCGUAAAGGAGCAACAGAUAAGAUAUCGACUCUCAGGGAGAUAAUCGGCCACCCUGAACACCUCGUGGACAGAGCCGCUGUCAACCAAUUUUAUCACUACAUCCCGUCGCCGAGGGAGCCGUACCUGGCGAUGCUGCUCGAACUCAAGCGUGCCAGAAUGAACAAUCUCAAAGAAUCGUUCGCGGAUGAGGCUCAGCUGCGCCGAGAAGACAUUUCCAUCUCGCUCGUUGCCGCCAAUGCCUACUACGUCUCUGUCUACCACGUCGUGGUCAUUCCGGCAGGCCUGAUGUUCUCCCCGUUCUACGUUCGCGGAGGCCGAGAUGCACUCAACUACGGCGGACUGGGCCACAUCGUCGGACACGAGAUCACCCACAUGUUCGAUCCCCAACACGGGAUGCUGGAUCAGACGGGACUCUUCGUAGACUGGUACUCAAAUUACUCGAGAGCACGGUUCAAAGAGAAGCUCGAAUGUUUAAAAGAAAUCUAUAAUACUGCGACCGGAAAUAACGAAACUCAGGUGGGCCAGAGUGCUCUGUCGGAGAACUUUGCGGACACGGUGGGGCUGCGCAAAGCAUACCAGGCGUUUCAGCUGGCAAAGGGAAAGCCGUGGGAGCCGGCAACAUUCUCCCUUCCGUCUGGAGCUGUUGCUCUCUUCAACAAUGAACAGCUGUUCUUCCUCAGCAGCUGCUACAAGUGGUGCGGCUGGGAAGUGUACGGCGAUUACAAUUAUGCGCCCCUGACACUGAGGUGCAAUGUUCCGCUGAUGAACAUGCCGGAGUUCUCUGAAGCUUUUCGCUGUGCUCCAGGAAGCGCGAUGAACCCCAGAAAAAAAUGUGCCGCUCUGUUAUAACGUGUUAGUAUUUCCAGAGAGGAGGGUUUACGUACCGUAAUUACGAAUUAAUAAAUGCUAUGAUCCCUUGC